Messenger RNA from Botrytis sinoallii, 1881 nucleotides. RefSeq lists its product as uncharacterized. Gene Ontology annotation, biological process: ubiquitin-dependent protein catabolic process; protein ubiquitination; mitotic cell cycle checkpoint signaling. NCBI's taxonomy places the organism in Eukaryota, Fungi, Ascomycota, Leotiomycetes, Helotiales, Sclerotiniaceae. The record is from RefSeq and is a predicted model, not a curated record. The transcript has 4 exons. The coding region runs from base 1 to 1881 and encodes 626 amino acids. Gene Ontology annotation, cellular component: nucleus. Gene Ontology annotation, molecular function: ubiquitin-protein transferase activity; metal ion binding.
AUGACCUAUCCUCCUCUGCAACUCCACUUCAUCCUCAUCCUACAUAUCUUCGUAGGAAGAAUCAUGGAUUCUGGCUCCGAAAAUCGAGGUCUCGACCUUGAGAAGGAGUUGACAUGCUCUAUUUGCACAGAGGUUUUAUAUCAACCGUUAACAUUACUCGAUUGUUUACACACCUUCUGCGGCUCUUGUCUCAAAGAAUGGUUUUCCUGGCAACUUGUCUCCGUGAAUAAUGCACAAACACCCAUUCCACCCGGCGGUACGCCAUAUACAUGCCCAUCAUGUCGCGCACCAGUUCGAGAUACGAAGCACAGUUCCUACAAUAGCGACGUUACUGGAGAUGUUUUUUGGCGCGAAGUCCCAGAAAGGUCGAGACCUCAUUCGAGUCGUGAUCAUAGUAGGGAUCAUAGGAAUACAGAUGACACCGAUAGACGGCGGCGAAGGGAAGAGCAUCAUGAAAGAAGAAGAGCUCGACAAGGAACCUCUGCGUUGAGGCCAGAACCCGACCGCAGCGACUCUGAAGCCCGACGAAGAGGAUAUAGUGAAACUGAAUCGAUAAGGCGACAUGAGGAAACUAGCCGGUCAGCGGCACGACAGAUCGAACAUCAAUCAUCUUUACGGUCACUAAUUAGCUCUUCUGACAUAGAUUCUAGAGAGAUGGAAGAGGAGAUUCUACGACAAAUUAGGGAGGAAGGUUUACUGGACGGAAUUGACCUAGAGAAUAUCGAUGUUAAUCAGGAGGAUCAGAUCAGUGAGAGAAUAGCAGAAGCUUUCAGGCGGCGACAAGAAGAGAGAUCGAGACCCGAUUUAUCUAGAAGAAGUGAGCGUGAUACGGCGGACAGACGAAGACGGUCUCCUCGAGCUUCGCUCACGGAUUCUGGGAGAGAGAAACCUCUGGUGAUGAUGCUCCCAGAACUAAAGGCGACGCAGAAUAUCAUCAUCCUCGCCAAGAUCGGUGCCGUAACCGCAAGCCACUUAGAUGUUGGUCUAAAUUCUGGAGGACGGAGACGACAGAGAACCUUAAGCGCGCCACGGAGCUCAACAGCACCUGUACCGGUAGUUACGCCCGAAACAAGACCUGCCGCUCGGUCGCAGACAGAUUUGAGCACUAUACCUCGGACCUCUUUCGUGCAAACAUCACAACCUUUUAGGGGCCCAUCGAGGAGGAGCACUGACUCCAAUGUGCGACGAUUGAGUGAAUCAUCAACAAGUAGGGAACCACAACCACAAACAGCCUCCACUACAAGAACAUCUAACAGUACAGUCGUUGCGUCUCCCUCUGAAUCGACACCAAGAACAUCAAGCAACAGCUUGUUAGAAAGAUCUCGUUCGGACGAUAUGCCUGAACUACCUGAUAUACCUGAUAUACCUGCUCCAUUGAGCAUUCGUGCUAAUGCCCCAGCCGAUAUUUUCGUGGCCUCUGCUGUUCCUGCAUCUGUUCCAUACAUGGAUGAAUCACUGAUUCCUGCACCGCUUUCACCUCAUACUCCUACUCAUCUAGCUCUCUUCGAUAAAGCUGCUGCACUAGCAAGUGGUAGCAGACCAAGUUCUUCUCAUUCUGUGGGAUCUAGACCACGAACGCAGCUUUUAUCCCGAACCUUCAUAUUAUGUAGAAGAUGUCAGAAAAACUAUAUUGAGUAUGAAGUGCACUAUAAUUGCUCAGCUUGUUGCGUGGCAAUUACAACAUCUGUCUCUCAUGCUAUCGUUCCGGUGCAGGAUGUCUGCAUUGGUUUGGAUUUGGCUAUUCAGCAUGGACAAAUUGGGAAAAUCAAAUGCAAGCGGGAAAAAUACCGCAAGGCGCAGAUAGGCCACAUAUGCUCACAGCAAAUCGCUACUUGGCACCAAAAAAUGGCUGCUGGCGCGCGGAUGGUCGCAAGACUCUAA